AUGUCUUCAGUCAUUUAUUACAAAUUCCUACAUCAAAAGAACAAAAGUGUAAUACACUUUGAUGGUACAGCAAUCAGUGUAUUUGAUUUAAAACGAGAUAUAAUCAGUCAAAACAAUUUAGGUUCUGGUCAAGAUUUCAAUUUACGAUUAUAUCAUUCAGAACAACCAGAUUUAGAAUAUGAGUUGGACAAUGAUGUUAUUCCUAGAUCAAGUUAUGUACUUGCUAAGCGGUCACCAGCAUCGUCGAAAAUGGGUAAAUUCAAUAAUGCAUCGAGAUAUGUUAGUGGAAAACCACGAUUAAACCGAAAGGUUAUCAACACCACCAAUGCUAAUGCAUCAGCCGCCGGUAGCAAUAACAUGCCAACGUUGCCUCAACUAGGUGAAGAUGCAUCCGAAGAAGACAAGAUUAAAUUGAUGUUUGAAAAUCAAUCGAAUGUAUGGGCACAAACCCAAGAUGAAUUGGCACAGCACAAGAUGGUUUAUUAUAAACCGACGGCGACAACAACAACUACAAAUAAAGAAGAUUUACCGCCACCAGGAUACAUUUGUUAUCGAUGUGGUAAAAAGGAUCAUUGGAUUAAGAACUGUCCUACUAAUAAUGACCCUAAUUUCGAGGGGAAGAAAAUCAUGAGAACUACUGGUAUACCGAAAUCAUACCUAAAAACCAUAUCAAAAGAAGAAGUGGAAAAGAACUCGGGGUCCUUCACAACGAAUGAAAAUGGUGAUGUUAUUGAUAAUGAUGGUAACGCAAUAUUAAUUACUGAUGAAGGUGAAUAUGCCAUUGCAAUGGCUGAUUCCAAGACAUGGAUGAAUUAUCAAACGAAAUUACAAAAUGCUGCCAUGAAGUCAAAACAAGAAUACGAAUCUCGAUUAGUUGGUCUUGUUGAGAAGUAUAAUAAACCACAAUUUCUUGAUGCUUUAUCAUCGAGUAAAAAAGUGUUGAAACUGCCAGUCUAUACAACUCCAUGUUGUCCUGAUUUGACUAAAGUACAGAAAUUAUCCAAUGUAUAUCAUAAUCAAGAUGAGAUUGAAAAUGUAUUGAUUGAAAAUGAUUUCCAUUGUCCCAAUUGUGGUAAAGAUGAUAUAUAUAUUGAUUCGUUGGUACAUGCUGAAUCAUUAGAGAAGGAAUUACAAGAAUUCAUCGAAUCAAAAGAAGGCGAGAUAGGUAUGAAGGAUCCAAGUAAACGAUCAUUGGAGGAAGUAGCUAAUGAUGGAAAUGGGGUAGAUGUUAAGAAGCAGAAAUUGUAA
Molecule: messenger RNA, 1248 nt
Organism: Lodderomyces orthopsilosis Co 90-125
Lineage: Eukaryota; Fungi; Ascomycota; Pichiomycetes; Serinales; Debaryomycetaceae
Product: cleavage polyadenylation factor subunit
Exons: 1
Coding region: 1-1248 (415 amino acids)
Biological process (GO): mRNA processing; protein ubiquitination; ubiquitin-dependent protein catabolic process
Cellular component (GO): nucleus
Molecular function (GO): ubiquitin protein ligase activity; zinc ion binding; nucleic acid binding
Source: RefSeq, a predicted model, not a curated record